CUUUAUUACCUAUCUUUAUUUGUGAUUACUAUGGAUUUACUAUGACUUCUCGAACUGUGUAAAGUGAUAUCUUAAUGGUUUGAAGUGUAUUUCUUUGGAAUAUAACUUAUGUGAUUGUUUACAUUCUGACUCGGUAACUGUGAUUACUCACGAAGUAACCUAAUAUACUUACUACACGGGUUAAUUAUCGAGGACAAUUUAUGUUUCAUAUCUCGUAUGUACUGUGUUUAUUUAUUUCACUAUGCCUAGAAAUAUAAGAAGAAAAAGAUCGAGAUUGGCAACAGAAGAACCACAAGUUGACCAACCAAUGUCGGAGUCUGAACCCGAAACUGACACAGUGUUAGCUUCCAAUAUGUUGCGGAACUUAGACAGAAACAAUCCUUUGAAUUGGACUAUUGCCGAACUACGUGAGAAGUUAAAUGGUUUGGGGAUUGCCGCUCCUAAGGGUUUGUCCGCGACUUUGUUAAGACAAUUAUACAACGAAAACAAACGAGACCACGUGAUUGACAGACCGCGGGAAAUAGACUUGGGCGGAAAUGACGUAAAUGAAAACAACAAUGGCGGCCAACAGGCAUUGUUUUCCUCGUUACAGAUGAUGGCGAAGUCUUGUACGGCUUUACAAAAUACUGUAACAUCGUUACUUCAAAAAGACAAAGAGAAAGAAGAAGACAACCCAUUACAGAAAUUUACCGCGUUACAGAAUACAGUCACUGAGUCACCUACAACAAGUGGAGCCACAGGAUAUUCAGAUUCAGCGUUUCAGACAAGCUGCACCUCUGGAGACCAGACACCGACACCAUGUCCGGACAUAUCGCAAGUAAUGUGGAGCUUCAACAAGUAGUGACAGAAUUGAUGGACAAAUCUAUCUCGGUGAACACCAGGACUGUUUAUCAGCAAGGUUUUCAAGUGUAUAAACAAUUUUUAGCUAUGUACAAUGUUAGUUUUGAUCAUAGUUUCCCACCUAUAUCACAGGAACGUCUUGUGUAUUUUGUAGCCUAUUGUCAGCAUACGUUGUCUUUAAAAUACACCACUAUUAAGUUGUAUUUAAGUGUUAUUAGAUUUACAUAUUUAGAGAAAGGCAUACCAAAUCCUUUUCAGUCAAAUUGUCAAUCGAUGGCGCGUUUGAAGUUGAUUUUGAAUGCCAUAAGAAAAACUGAAUCAAAUUCGAAACAAUUAACUAGACUCCCAAUAACUGUUGAUAUUUUGCAAAAAAAUUGUUCAACAUUGAGAAAAGAUGUUUUUGAUGUCUACACAAACAUUUUACUCGAAGCUAUGUAUACUGUUGCUUUUUUUGGUUUUUUCCGUUGUGGCGAGUUAACAAUUCGAACCAACUUUGACCCUACUUGUCAUUUAACUUGUCAAGAUGUACAAAUUCAAGAAAAAAUCGUGAAAAUAUUUUUGAAAACAUCAAAAGCAGAUAGGUUUCAUAGAGGCACAAAUAUUGUUUUGUAUUCAAAUGACUCAGACGUUUGUCCAGUUAAAGCAAUUUGCAAGUACAUGCAAUUUCGAAAAUAUUCCAAGGCUUUAAAAGAUGAACCAUUUUUUGUAACAAAUGUUGAUAUUCCAGUCAAUUGAACCUUUUUCAUUGAAUGUUUAAAGCAAGUUUUAGACAGAGUAGGUGUGGAUUCUACAAAAUACAAAGGACAUUCUUUUCGGAUAGGGGCAGCCACUUCGGCAGCAUGCGCUAGGAUGGAAGAUCAUCUAAUCAAAUCAUUAGGUAGAUGGUCUUCAGAUUGUUACACUAGAUACAUUCAAACCCCUCAGUUAGUACUUAGAGAUGCUCAGCAUAGCAUGUUAAAUAGUCAGAAAUAAUUUCAUUAUUAGUAUCAAGAUAGCAGUUUGUAUUACUGUAACUUGUCAUUAAGACGAUUUCUAUUAUCAUGUUUAAGUGCAUGACUUAAAAGGUCAAUUUUUACGUGAACCAAUUGCAACAUUUUACUACAACAUAAAUGUUUAUAUUUAUUUUCCCAUACUUGGGCUCAUGCAGCUGUCUUGUCAUCUGUGACAGAUUCCAAUCCAUCUGCAUUUUUGGCUUACACAAUGGUUAUACCAUUAAUUUUUUCCCAAGCAUGGAAUUUUUUUUUUAAUUGAGCCAUGCUUUAUUGGUUAUGGAAUACUCAUUGAACUAGUUUUAUUUACAUACGAGCAUAUACUUUUAAUGUUAGAAUUACUCUGAUUUCUCAGGUGCUAGUGUUCAUGUUCAUAUAGGCAACAUUUGCCCUCAGCCUGCAUCUUACUCAGGUAACCAACCUGCUACAUACUUCUCAUCAUGUGCUAAUGAACAUGGCGACACAUAGACAAGCCUACUUGUCCUCAGCC
Messenger RNA from Saccostrea cuccullata (small rock oyster), 2319 nucleotides. RefSeq lists its product as uncharacterized. Lineage: Eukaryota; Metazoa; Mollusca; Bivalvia; Ostreida; Ostreidae. Bases 242 to 841 code for a protein of 199 amino acids. The record is from RefSeq and is a predicted model, not a curated record. The transcript has 2 exons.